AUGGCAAAGGGCUGCCACGCUUUUCACUACGCAAUGAUUUCCUCUGCUUACGCCGCAACCCAGAUGCUGAGCUCACCGCUCUUGGGAGUGCUGUCAGAUCGCAUUGGGCGUCGGCCGAUUCUGCUAGGGGGCUUGGCUGCUACUUCAGUUGUGUAUCUGCUGAUGGCCAAUGCAAGCACCAUUUUCCAACUCUUGCUGGCCAGAGGUGCUCUAGGUUUCGUAAGUGGGACAAUGGCAGCGGAAGUGGCGUACAUGGCGGACUUGACCUGGAAGUCCGACCGCGCCUACUGGGUGAACUUGCAGGCGAGACUGCAGGCCGCCGGGUGCCUUCUGGGGCCAGCUAUAGGUGGCAUGGUGGAACCCUACGAGCGGAAAAGAUUUGAGAGCCACUUCGAGUUCGAGCACCUAUGCUAUGCCAUCUCAGGGCUGUGCGUGCUCAACUUCAUCAUAGGUGUCAGAUUCUUCACUUGUCCAAAGACUGUCAAGGCGGCACGGCCAUCAGUGCAAGCACCAGCUGAUUCGCCGCGCCGCAAAAUUUCUGUUGUCAGUUCUAACUUUCUGCAUGGGCCAACAAAGCUUCUAAUGCUGGCUUGUUUCAUCGAUGGCUUCUCCCUCGCCGUCAGUGAUGGUCCCGAGGCUUUCUUCCUGCAUGACCAAUAUGGUUUUGCCCCGGAGCAGCAAGCGCAGUUCAUGAUGACUUGUUCCGCAUCCAGCCUGCUGUGGGGAAGCCUGGCAACGUACAUGGGCAAGCUGCUACCUGCGAAGCUGACUUGCGUUGUGUUUACCAUCAGCACAGCUGGUGUCAUGGUGCUAAUGACAUUGUCCAGAGCAUGGUGGACUCCUUAUCUUUAUGCCGUUCUCUUUGGCUGCUUUGCCACUUUGGUCGAAGUGACCAGCAAAGCGAGCCUUGUCAACACCCUUGUGCCGGAGAAGCAACAGGCGGCCGUCUACGGAAUGCAGCGGGGUCUCUUGAAUCUCGGCUUUUCCUUGGGACCACUGGUGGGUGGUGGAACCUAUGAGACAUCUCGUGGCCUGCCAUACACCAUUUCAGCCUGUUGCCUUUGCAUCAGUGCUUUGAUCUACCUCUCUCUGCCGUCGUCGCUGACUCCCGGAGGUGACUCCUUGCUGGGCGAUGACAUUGAAGACACCGAAAGCAAAGAAGCGCUCGAGCAUUUGAGCAAUCAGGCUCCGCUUCCCGCAAAGAGGUUUGGCGCCACCCUUGCGACGGAGAAAGCGAGAAGAGUUUACUUUGUUUGUCCAGACCUUUACGAAGCUUAUAGGGAGCAGGCUGAGCAGAAGAGGCGGCACUCCUUCACCGAAAGCGCUCUCCAGGCGGCGGGACGCUCGAACACCAUCGGCGAGGAAUCUUUCUCGCUUCGAAUGGACAGCGAUCGCUUUCUGGCAAAAGAUGAAAACUUCAGGCAAGUCGCGGUCUCCAUUGAUUGCGAGAUAUUGCGAGACAACGAGACGUGUCCUGACAUACUUCCAUUCUGCGUGGGCGACACGACGCCGGGUCAGCUCUUCCGUCGCACGCCUCCCACCACUCGAGAUGGGUUAAAGCUAACAACGGAAGGCCGCAAGUAUGAGCUACCGGAUCACGUGACCUGCCUCAUGGCAAAGCAUCCAUGGAUGGAGGUCAACUGGUUGGAAGAGGAUGCAGGACCUGGCACCAAAUUACUUGGGGCAGCUGACUGGUUUCAAAGAUCGAUUGGCAGGGCAAUCCCUGGCGACAUGUUGAUGUUGCUCGACGAUGACCAUGCUUACCUACCGUCAGCACUAGGCGAGUUGUGCCAGAUCCAGCAAAGCCUUGGAUGUGACUACAUCAGCUCUUUCUUCGCCUACUUCUUCCGCGGGCUCAUGGUGCCCCAGGGCGCCGAUAUCGUCGCCUUGCAGCUGGACAGCACAACUUUGGGGCGCAUUAUUGAGUUUCACAGGUUCUUUGUGAGAGGCGAUGCCGCAUGUUUCCUGGUGGAUGAUCUGUGGACUGCCAUGUUCUACUUUCUUAGCGGGAGGCAGGUGCGCUCCUUCCGCGACAGAGUCAUCCAGAGGGGCUUGGAAACCAUUUAUUCUCGUACGGACAACGCAUCCGUCGCAGCUUUGAUGGACUUGGAUGGCAGUGCGCGAAGGGAUCGCGCGAUGGUGUCCGCGUUUGAGGGCUUGCUGCAGCGCCUUUUGGACGAGGAGUCCCAGCUUUCUAGCAUUGCCGGCGAAGAUGCAGUUCAACGUCUCCACAAGCUGGCCGCAGAAGUGAGGCAAGCAGAUCGACGUAUUGUAGAGCUGAACAGGUGGCUACUGCAAGCGCAGUCGGGUGGGACAUACGAGUCCCAACUGCUGCGGCGAGCAACGCAGGAGCUGGCUCAAUUGAUGCACUUGUACCUAAUGCAGAAGCUGCCGGAGAAACUACCGUCGACAAGCGAUGCCGAAAUUCUGGCAGAAGAAGUAAAUGCUGCAGUGCCGAAGGAAAAGCUCGGGGCGUCAAGAGCAGUGAGGGUGUGCCUAACUCCCGCUUGCUUUAUUCCAGUGUAA
Messenger RNA from Symbiodinium sp. CCMP2592, 2526 nucleotides. The record is from the annotation of a GenBank genome assembly. NCBI's taxonomy places the organism in Eukaryota, Dinophyceae, Suessiales, Symbiodiniaceae.